GUCCGAUGGCGGCGACAGCGAAGCCCAAGUCCAUUUUGUCGUUUUCUAAAUUUUUCCUGCUAUUUGUCGGGUUGUGGAAACUGGAGCUGCCCUUUCGGGAUCCAGCGGCGAUCAAAAUUUACGGAUUGUAUUCAGUUUUCAACGCGGUCUACUUCGCAACUCUCGCAUUGUCAAUCUCUAUCCAGUUCGGAAUAAGUGUGGCGACGAAGUUUUUCGAGCCCGACACCUUCAAGCAACUUUCUUUCGUCAUAGUCAUCCUGACAACCUAUUACGUAACGCUGGUCAUCCGGAGGGGCCGCUUCACUGAUCUCGUAGCUCGCGUUGAACAAGAGGAGAAGAAGCUAAUGUAUUGUGAAAAUCGGGAAAUAUUGUUUUCCCACUUGAGGGGAAUCAGCUUCAGCAACUCGGUGAACAUGACUGUGUUCAUUUUGUGCCUCUGUACGGCGGCGACUCUGCUUUGGGAGAACUUCACGUCCAACAUGAAUGUGGCCAGCUACAACGCAAAACACAACGCGUCUCUGGAGAGGCCAAUUCUUUUGGAUUUGUAUUAUUUCAAUGUGAAUAUGCACAAGCACGAAACGCUGGUGUUGGUGGUAAACGAAAUGGUCCUUGGUUUCACCACAUUCGUCAUAGUUUCGACGAAAGUUAUCGUCUAUACUUGCAUAACGUUUGCCGCUUCGACACUAAAGUGUCUCCAGAUCAAGUUCCGAAAACUAGGACUACGACAAAAGGACGCUUUAAUAAAUUUGAAAGUUCUUAUAAUGGAGCACCAAGGGAUCGCAGAGUUUGUGAAGAAUCUAAACGAGCUAAUAAAAAGUUUGCUCCUGCUUGAAUAUUUCCUAAACUCUCUGAACUUAGCCGCAGUCUCAGUUCAGUUCCUAACGUGCGAUGCCGGUAUGCUAGUGACCCCAAUUUUUUACUUAUGUUUCGUGCUGCUUCAAGUGUUCAUUUUGGGUCUGACCACUGACGAAAUAAGAGUUCAGAGCCUCGCUUUGUCGGACGCCCUGUACGAUGGCCCGUGGCAUUACCAAAACGAAGAGGUUAAGAAAAUGAUAUUGAUCGUUUUGACUCGAACUCAGAGGCCGUUAGAGCUGACCAUAGGCCCUUUCAAUCCUAUGACGAUGCAGUCCGCUUUGGCAAUAUUGAAGGCGUCGUAUUCUUACGUCACUCUGAUGACCUAAAAUGCACAAUUUUAAAUAUACUAUAUAAAACUUAGUCUCAAGAUCGGACCCAAC
Molecule: messenger RNA, 1235 nt
Organism: Cylas formicarius (sweet potato weevil)
Lineage: Eukaryota; Metazoa; Arthropoda; Insecta; Coleoptera; Brentidae
Exons: 5
Coding region: 6-1181 (391 amino acids)
Biological process (GO): detection of chemical stimulus involved in sensory perception of smell; sensory perception of smell
Cellular component (GO): plasma membrane
Molecular function (GO): olfactory receptor activity; odorant binding
Source: RefSeq, a predicted model, not a curated record